Molecule: messenger RNA, 2798 nt
Organism: Ricinus communis (castor bean)
Lineage: Eukaryota; Viridiplantae; Streptophyta; Magnoliopsida; Malpighiales; Euphorbiaceae
Product: digalactosyldiacylglycerol synthase 1, chloroplastic
Exons: 7
Coding region: 221-2614 (797 amino acids)
Biological process (GO): galactolipid biosynthetic process
Cellular component (GO): chloroplast outer membrane
Molecular function (GO): digalactosyldiacylglycerol synthase activity
Source: RefSeq, a predicted model, not a curated record
UAUCCAAUCAUAUCAUGCCACCUCAUCAAACAGCCAACUCGGCACCCGCCAAGAUUUCCCAUAACUCUACGUGUCACUCCACCUGUACUUUUCGAGAAACGUAUGGAACAAAAAAAAAAAAAAGUAAAAUAAAAUUAUAAAGCCCCCUUCCUUCGCCAUCAUGCUCAUUUUUAUUUUAUCAGAAUCAAGCAACUGAAACCCUAAUUUCUACAAAUCCGCCAUGAACGGCGAAUCAUCACAACCGUCAACGUCAGCUUUCUCGUUCAUAUCCAAAGGUUGGAGAGAGGUUCGAGAUUCAGCUGAUGCUGAUCUCCAAUUAAUGCGAGCUCGAGCUAAUUCAUUCAAAAAUCUAGCCAAUUCAUUCGACCGAGAGCUCGAGAAUUUCUUUAAUUCCUCAUUUCCUGUAGGCUCCUUCAAUUCUGCAAGGACUCCAACGGAAAUCGAUUUUGUGAAGAAGUUACAGCCGAAAAUAUCGGAGUUUCGGAGGACUUAUUCGGCGCCUGAGAUAAGUAAGAGAGUCUUGCAGAAGCUGGGCCCGAGAGCGAAGUUAGGGAUUGAUUUGUCAGCUAUAAGGAAUGCGAUUGUGGCGGAUGUGGAAGUGGAGGAUGAUGAUGGCGAGGGUAAAAUUGGAAUUGUGGAAUUUGAUAGGGUUAGGAGAAGGAGGAGGAGGAGUGUUAGAUUUAGUGAGUUUUGGGGAGAGAGUAGUAAAGUGGAAGGAGGACAAGGGCAGUUUGGGGAAUGGGAACCAAUUAGGGCUCUCAAAAAGAGAUUGAGAGAGUUGGAGAAGAAAAGUGAAUCCGUUGAGAUUUUUGGCAGUUUUAAGAAUAAUGAGUUUGUUGAGAAACUGAAAUCCAGUUUGAAAGCAAUCCGCGAGCCUCAAGAGUCAAAGGAAGUGCCACCACUGGAUGUUCCAGAAUUGUUGGCAUAUUUUGUUAGGCAAUCUGAGCCAUUUUUGGAUCAACUUGGUGUUAGAAAAGAUAUAUGUGACAAGAUAGUUGAAAGCUUGUGUAGUAAACGCAAGAAUCAACUUUUACUGCGCACGCUUUCUACUGGAGAAUCAUCUUUAUUUGAUAGUGAAAAUGUGAAUGAUGAACUGGAUGUAAGGAUAGCAAGUGUGCUUCAAAGUACAGGGCAUUGUUAUGAGGGAGGCUUUUGGACUGACGUGUCAAAGCAUAGUCUGUCAGAUGGUAAGAGGCAUGUUGCCAUUGUCACAACUGCUAGUCUUCCGUGGAUGACCGGCACAGCUGUAAAUCCACUUUUUCGAGCAGCAUAUUUAGCCAAGUCUGAAAAACAAAAGGUCACACUGUUGGUUCCAUGGCUCUGCAAGUCGGAUCAAGAACUAGUUUAUCCCAGCAAUCUCACCUUUAGUUCACCACAAGAGCAGGAGAGUUAUAUACGCAACUGGCUGGAGGAUAGGAUUGGCUUUAAGGCUGAUUUUAAAAUCUCCUUCUAUCCGGGAAAGUUCUCAAAAGAGAGGAGAAGUAUAAUUCCUGCCGGAGAUACUUCUCAGUUCAUUCCUUCUAAGGACGCUGACAUUGCAAUCUUGGAAGAACCAGAACAUUUGAAUUGGUAUCACCAUGGUAAACGCUGGACUGAUAAGUUCAACCAUGUUGUUGGUGUUGUCCACACAAAUUACCUAGAAUACAUAAAGAGGGAAAAGAAUGGGGCUCUUCAAUCUUUCCUCGUCAAACAUAUAAACAAUUGGGUUACCCGGGCAUACUGUCACAAGGUUCUUCGUCUAUCUGGUGCCACUCAGGAUUUACCUAAGUCUGUGAUUUGCAAUGUUCACGGUGUGAAUCCAAAGUUUUUGAAAAUUGGAGAAAAAGUUACUGCAGACAGAGAACUUGGGCAACAAGCCUUUUCGAAGGGAGCAUAUUUUUUGGGCAAGAUGGUCUGGGCCAAGGGAUACAAGGAGUUGAUAGAUUUGUUAGCAAAGCACAAAAAUGAGCUUGAUGGAUUUAAGCUGGAUGUGUUUGGCAAUGGAGAGGAUGCACAUGAAGUUCAGAUUGCAGCUAAAAGGUUGGAUUUGAAUGUCAACUUUCUGAAAGGCAGAGACCAUGCAGAUGAUUCUCUUCAUGGGUACAAAGUUUUCAUAAAUCCUAGUGUCAGUGAUGUGCUCUGCACGGCUACUGCUGAGGCACUCGCAAUGGGAAAGUUUGUUGUAUGUGCAGACCACCCAUCAAAUGAGUUUUUCAGGUCAUUUCCGAACUGUUCGACUUACAGGACAUCGGAGGAUUUUGUAGCAAAAGUGAGGGAAGCAUUAGAAAACGAGCCUCAACCUCUUACACCAGAACAAAGAUAUAAUCUCUCAUGGGAGGCUGCCACCCAAAGAUUUAUGCAAUAUUCUGAUCUCGACAAAGUCUUGAACGAUGAUCAGGGUGAUGCAAAAUUGAGCAGAGCUAGCGGAAAGAGCAUUGUGAAAUCAGUUUCACUGCCUAAUAUGUCGGGGAUGGUUGAUGGAGGGUUGGCAUUUGCCCAUUAUUGUCUCACGGGAAAUGAGUUCCUUAGACUCUGUACUGGAGCAAUACCUGGGACACGGGACUAUGACAAACAGCACUGUAAAGACCUGCAUCUCUUGCCUCCACACGUAGAGAAUCCCAUCUAUGGCUGGUGAGCAGAUUAAAACUGCUGCAAUCAACAGCCCUGUGUAUAAUAAUCAUGUACUGUAUGUAGAUGCUCGCUAGGCUUGUUAGCUGGAAGUAAUUCUUUUUUUCUUUUUUCUUCACUGAUGUAUUUAGACAGCUUGAUCCAAAUUUUUGUCUCUGUUAUUGUUAAUAAAUAUACGAGUCAAUGCCAAA